This is a messenger RNA of Mytilinidion resinicola, 950 nucleotides long. RefSeq lists its product as uncharacterized. The record is from RefSeq and is a predicted model, not a curated record. Bases 197 to 649 code for a protein of 150 amino acids. The transcript has a single exon. NCBI's taxonomy places the organism in Eukaryota, Fungi, Ascomycota, Dothideomycetes, Mytilinidiales, Mytilinidiaceae.
GUCGUAAAGCCUGUAAUUGAAAAGACAACGAGUUUCCGGUCCAGCUCUCAGUUGGCACUCAGACUGCAUUCAAGGUCCAGGCAUCCUACGACGUCUUUCAAUCCACUUACCAGGAUUUCUUUCAACCGAUUCUUGCAAUUGCCAACAUACCUGUCGACCUCCAAAACAUCUUUAAAGCUCUCAUCCAACCUCGACUAUGGCGUCUUCCCCAAAGUCCCAAACCAGCCCUCUCCUCCCUCCAACAUCCAAGGACCACCUCUCUAACACUCCCAACCGCCUCACACAAGGCGCAAUCAACGUUCUCUCUAUCACCCGCCUAGUUGCUGGAACCGCCUGCGUCAUCGCGCCAGGCUUCACCACUGGGUUAUUCCGGAUCCCCGUAUCCGGCCAAGCCCUAAUCCUCCCACGUAUAUUUGGCGUGCGGGAGGGGGUACUGGCAGAACUGCUUUGGACAGCAGAGGGCACACAGAGCGAUAAAUGGGAGCUGAAACGCGCCCUCUGGGCGGGAGUCGCGGCGGAUACGCUGGACGUAGCGAGCUGUGCCUUUGGACUGGCGACGGGUGCAUUGAGUAGACCGGCUGCUGGGCUGUUUGGCGGUGGCGCGACAAUCUUUCUGGCGCUGGGAGCGAUCGGAUUGAGAGGUGUCUAAGGGGCAUCGGGGUGGUCAACUCUCACGUACGGGAUCUGGAGCGUAGCACCUAAGACGUAGCUUCUAGUAUGAAGGUUGUAGUGAUGGAGAUAGUGAUAAAUAGCGUAAUCAGAGUCUUUCUAAAAUUUCCAUGCCUACCCGCGUAUACUAACUUUAUAGUGCUCAACGAGCAUUUGAAUGGGUUUGAAGGGGUGCUUCGCAAGAAAAGGCCAUGUUGAAUGAAGAGGAGGGAAGAAGCUUUUAGAGCUACGUCUGAACCACCAACGGCCGCGGGUUGACACAGAUGCUUAAUGGAAUCGCG